Messenger RNA from Rhizophagus irregularis DAOM 181602=DAOM 197198, 2302 nucleotides. RefSeq lists its product as uncharacterized. Lineage: Eukaryota; Fungi; Glomeromycota; Glomeromycetes; Glomerales; Glomeraceae. Gene Ontology annotation, molecular function: ATP-dependent protein folding chaperone; ATP binding. The record is from RefSeq and is a predicted model, not a curated record.
UUUUUUUUAAAAAAUAUAAAAGAAAUUCCUUUCCUUUCUUUUUCUUGUUUUUUAUUUCAACUGUUAUUCUGUUAGUCUGUUACAGUUAUGAUGUCGAAUAACGAAGAUGAUAUUAUAAGAAAGAUGUUGCAAAAUGAUGACGAUGAAAUUCGAAUCAUAAGAAAUUUAAUGCAAGAUGAUGAUGAUGACGACGAACAUAUUCCUAUUAUGAGACCAAUGCUACCAGAUGAUGAUGAUGAUGAUGAAAACAAGGACAUUCGAGUGGUCGCCGCUAUAGAUUUCGGGACUACGUUUUCGGGAUUCGCUUACGCGUAUAAAUCGACUCCUUCAAAAAUAUUCAUACAUAAAAAAUGGCAAAAUUAUAUUGGUUAUUUUAAAACUCCAACAGUGUUAAAAUAUAAUGGAUCAUUUAAUGCAAUGGAUUGGGGAUAUUCCGCAUUGGCUGAACAGCCAGAAAAACAGAAUAAUAAGAAAAAGAAGAAAAAUAAAAAAAAGCAAUCUAUUACUACUCACAUUGCGGAAAGAUUUAAAUUACACUUGUGUAAAAUGGAAAAUAAAGAUAAAGAUAAAAUAUAUUUACCAAAGGGUUUAAAUUUUAAAACUGCUAUAACUGAUUAUCUCAGAAAAAUGGGUGAAGUUAUGAAGGAGACUUUAAAUGAUUCUGGGACAGAAGUUGAUUUCUUCAAACAAGUUUUACUAAUUAUGACGGUUCCAGCUGAAUUUGAUAAUCAAAGGAUAGGCGUUAUGCGUGAAUGUGCGUUUAAUGCUGGGCUAAUUCAACAUAAGAACAGUCCACAUUUGAAAUUUACAACUGAACCCGAGGCUGCUGCGGUUAAUUGUAUGGAUAUUUUAAAAGAACUUGGUGUUGGUGUUGAUAAAUCAUUCAUGGUUGUUGAUUGUGGUGGUGGAACUGUUGACUUAACAACUCGAAAACUCUUAGAGGGUAAUAAACUUGGUGAAAAAAUCAAAAGAAAAGGAGGUUAUUGUGGUGGAAGUUUUGUUGACGAUGAAUUUAUUGAGUUUAUUAGUCGUAAAGUUGGCCACUCGGCAAUUAAACUUUUGAAAGAAAAUAAUUAUGGCCAGUUACAAUAUAUAGUUCAAGAAUUUUGUAGACGCAUCAAAUUCCCGUUCACUGGAAAAGAAGCGGAUUUUAAACCAUUUAAUUUAGACUUGGAAGACUUAUGUCCGGUUAUUAAGCAAUAUGUUAAAGGCUCUGAACGUAAUGAAAUGGAAGAAGAAGAAUGGACUAUCGAAUUAAAAUUUGGAGAUAUUAAAAAUAUGUUUGACGUGGUGAUAAAAAAAAUUUUAGAUUUGAUUAGCGAACAUCUUGACGAAAGUAAUGAAGAAGUUUCAGCUAUGUUGUUGGUUGGUGGAUUCAGUGAAUCUAAAUAUUUGCGGGAAAAAGUCAAAGAAAAAUUUAAUAGCAGAGUGAAAAUUUCUUUUCCUGAUAGUCCAGCAACAGCAAUUGUUGAAGGAGCUGUUCAAUAUGGAUUGAAUCGUGACGUCAUUGCCACUCGUGUCUUGAAAUGGACAUACGGUACUGAUGUCGCUCGUAUGUGGAAAUCAGGUGAUCCGGAUGAUCGAAAGAUUCCGAAUGAUGGGUUUAUGGGUAUGGGUGAUAGAAUUAUUGAAUUUUCACGAUUGGUAAAAUGUGGUGAAGAAAUUCCCGUUAAUGCAGCAAUUCCAAGAAUAUUUACGCCAGGACAUGUAUUUCAAAGAUUUAUGGGUUUAGAUAUAUAUAUUACUGACAAAGAGGAUGCAGAUUUUUGUGAUUCAGAUGGUGUAAAACCACUUGGUAAUUGGGUUAUCGACUUACCCAUAACGUUUAGUCCAAGACCCAUUCUAUUUUUCUUGAUUUUUGGCGAAAUCGAAAUUAGUGCCAUUGCUGUGAAUUUAGAAACUGGUCGUAAACAUGAAACUACAUUUAAAUUUGACGAAGAUUUUUAAAGAUAUUUUUUUAUGUAAAAAUGUAAAAUAUGCAUAAAUAUCUUAAAAUAUCAUAGUUAAUACUAUUUUAUAAAAAAUUGUUAUUUAUAAACAUGCUUUGACAAAAAUAUUUUAAUACAUUCGGUAAUUUUGACUAAAAUUUAUUUAUAAUUGUUGUAAUGAUACUAUUAAAUGUCGCAUUUUGUCCAACACUUUUAUUUUUUUUUAGACCUUUAGUUAAAAAUAUUAUUUUUUAUUAUUUUUUAUUAUUUAUUUUGUUUAACGGAAAAUGGCUUCCCCUGUAGAAAAGGUACAACGAAGGAUAUUUGCAGAAUUAUAGUAAUUCAAUAAGAGAUAUCGAUAUAAGAAUUCUACU